This is a messenger RNA of Vicia villosa (hairy vetch), 2284 nucleotides long. Its product is annotated as LEAF RUST 10 DISEASE-RESISTANCE LOCUS RECEPTOR-LIKE PROTEIN KINASE-like 2.1. Gene Ontology annotation, biological process: protein phosphorylation. Lineage: Eukaryota; Viridiplantae; Streptophyta; Magnoliopsida; Fabales; Fabaceae. Gene Ontology annotation, molecular function: protein kinase activity; ATP binding; polysaccharide binding. The record is from RefSeq and is a predicted model, not a curated record. The coding region runs from base 85 to 2223 and encodes 712 amino acids. The transcript is spliced from 4 exons.
AUAGUAGUAACAUGCUGAUAGAUGAUUGAAUCUAUAUAAAAUUCUAAAACACAGCAAUCACAACAUUUGCUCAAGAGUUGAAUAAUGAAAAAGCAAACUCAAUUUUCAUGUUCAUAUGUACAAACACUAGUAUCAAUAUUUUGUUCAAUCCUUCUUCUUUUCCAUCAAAAGUGUUUAGCAAAGCAUCACCAACCAUGUCCAGCAUCAUCAUGCGGGAAAAUACAAAACAUAACAUAUCCAUUCCGUCUCAAAACCGAUCCAAACCACUGCGGCGAUACAAGGUACGAAUUAGAUUGCGAUGAAAAUGGUGCAUCAUUAACUAUGUUUUCUGGUAAAUAUUAUGUUCAAGAUAUAGAUUACACGAGAUUUAAAAUUUCAUUAAGUGACGCGGGUGCAGUGGAAGAUGCUAACUGUUCUUUCAUCCCACGGUACUUUUUAUAUGAUCGAAGUUUCAAUAAUGUCCUCUUUGGUGAAGAGGAUUUUGGAUCUGAUCAGCCGUUCGUUUUGGAUCCGAUAAAUCCAACGAGAAUCGCGUAUUUCAAUUGUUCUAAUCCAAUAAAUGAUCCACGGUACGUUAAGGUGGGCACAAGUCGUUGUAGCAUACAAGGGAAUAGUCAUGUGUAUGCAGUUUUGGAACCAUCUUUGUUUGAGUAUAGAGUUGAGGACAUUAAGGUUGGGUGUGAUUUUAUGGUGGCUACGUUAGGUAAGGAACUGUCGGAGGAUACGAAAGGGAAGGUUUCUUAUGAUGAGAUUCGUGGAAUGAUAAUCGAUGGCGUUGAGGUUUCAUGGUUGCCUGUGAUUUGCGAAAGUCGAUGUGGAAAAGGGACGAGUUGUAAGGUUGUUGAUGAAAAAAGUGGAGAAGUUCAAUGUGAUAAGCGCUUCUGUCAUUAUGCAUACCAAACAACGGAUAAGUGCGAACUUCAGCACCAGAUAUUCGGUUAUACUCGAGCAUAUCUUAGAGGCAUUUUUAUUGGACUUGGAAGUAGGGUCACAUUUAGCACAAGACAAUUGGACAACCCAGUUGGACUAGAAUAUUUUGAUGGAGGAAUAUUCAUAGGAAGAAAUGUUAUACCAUUAUUCAUAGCAGCCAGAAUUCUUUUUGGAGUUAUGCUUCUUCUGGUGCUAUUUAUCUAUAAAUGGAGAAGAAGACAUGUAUCAAUGUAUGAUAACAUUGAAAACUUUCUGUUAGAAAGCAAUCUAAAUCCGAUUCGGUAUGAAUACAAAGAAAUCAAGAAGAUGACAGGAGGUUUAAGAGUGAAAUUAGGUCAAGGAGGUUUCGGUGCGGUAUACAAAGGAAAGCUAAGAAGUGGACCCGAUGUUGCGAUAAAGAUUUUGACAAAAACCAAUGUUAAUAAUGGACAGGAUUUUAUUAAUGAAGUUGCGACUAUUGGAAGAAUACAUCAUGUUAAUGUAGUACGUCUUGUCGGAUAUUGUGUUGAAGGAAAAAAGAGUGCAUUGAUAUACGAAUUCAUGCCGAAUGGAUCGUUGGAUAAAUACAUUUUUCCUAAAGAAGGGACUAUUCCUUUGAGUUACGAGAAAAUAUAUGAAAUAUCUCUUGGAAUAGCUCAUGGAAUAGCGUAUUUGCAUCAAGGUUGUGAUAUGCAAAUUCUUCAUUUUGAUAUCAAGCCUCAUAAUAUUCUUCUAGAUGAGGAUUUUGUUCCAAAGGUUUCGGAUUUCGGACUUGCAAAACUAUAUCCUGUGAACGAUAGCAUUGUCCCGUUAACAGCUGCAAGAGGAACAUUGGGUUACAUGGCUCCUGAAUUGUUCUACAAAAAUAUUGGUGGAGUGUCUUACAAGGCCGAUGUAUAUAGCUUUGGAAUGCUUUUGAUGGAAAUGGCCGGUAAGAGAAAGAAUUCCAACCCUAACGCGGAACAUUCGAGUCAACAUUACUUCCCGUUUUGGAUUUACGAUAAAUUUAAAGAAGAGAAAGAUAUUGACAUAAUGGAAAAUGUCUCAGAAGAGGGAAUGCCUAUAGCGAAAAAGAUGUUCAUGGUUGCACUUUGGUGUAUUCAGUUGAAACCGAAUGAUCGUCCUUCAAUGAACAAAAUAGUAGAGAUGCUUGAAGGAAAAACCGAAAGCCUUGAAUUGCCUCCAAGGCCUUCUUAUUAUCCAAAUGAAAAUUAUAAACAUCAAGAUGAAGUGAACUCUGACCAAACAUCAUGGAGUGAUAUCUCUAGUAUUGGCCAAACCUCAACUAAUUACUCAUUGGACAAUGGUUCUUGACAAGACCAUGUUAGUAGAAUAUUGAUGAUGUUAUAGUGUGAAAGUUUCUACUUUGAAUCUA